CUUAUGGCCGAGCUAAUUGGGACGGAAUCAGAUGGAAUAGAGUCGAUUAGGAAGGAGUUAUCAGAGCUAGGAAGAAGCCUGAGAUCAUCGUUUCGACUUCAAGGUUCGAGUCAUCGAAGCAUUUCAUCUGUGAGCACAACAAAAGAUGAUAUUAACGAUGAAUAUGAUCUACAAUGGGCUGUUAUCGAGCGGUUGCCAACUUUUGAGCGCUUGAGGUCAUCACUGUUUGAUAAGGAGAACGAUGGAAGGGCGGUUGAUGGUAAAGGAAAGAAGGUGGUUGACAUUACCAAGCUUGGUGCAUUGGAACGUCAUUUUUUGGUGGAGAAGCUCAUCAGGCAUAUUGCGAAUGACAACCUUAAUUUGUUGCGCAGGAUUAGAGACAGAACAGAAAAGGUUGGUGUAAAAUUGCCCACCAUAGAAGUCAGAUAUCUGAAUUUAUGUAUUCAAGCAGACUGUGAGAUAGUUCAAGGAAAGCCCCUGCCCACUCUCUGGAAUUCUCUAAAAAGCAUGCUUCCUGGUAUUCCUGGAAUGCCAGGUUCAGAGUUGCGUAAGGCCAAAAUAAGCAUCAUCAAGGAUGUCAGUGGAAUUAUAAAGCCUGGAAGAGUGACUCUACUGCUUGGACCUCCGGGAUGUGGGAAAACUUCCUUUCUAAAGUCUCUUUCAGGGAUUCUAAGCAAAUCGCUUGAGGUCACUGGAACAAUUUCAUAUAAUGGCCAGAAGCUUGACGAGUUCAUCCCCCAAAAAACAUCUGCUUACAUAAGCCAAUAUGAUCAGCAUAUUCCAGAAAUGACUGUGAGGGAAACAAUGGACUUCUCAGCCCGCUGUCAAGGUGUUGGAAGCAGAGAAGAUAUCAUGAUGGAGAUCAGCAGAAGGGAGAAGGAGGCAGGAAUCGUUCCAGAUCCUGAUAUAGAUACUUACAUGAAGGCAAUUGCGGUCAAAGGGCUUAAAAGAACGCUUCAGACAGACUAUAUUUUAAGAAUCCUUGGGCUGGAUAUCUGUGCGGACACAUUGGUUGGAGAUCCCAUGAGAAGAGGCAUAUCAGGUGGUCAAAAGAAGAGAUUGACCACAGCGGAGAUGAUUGUUGGCCCAAACAAAGCUCUAUUCAUGGAUGAAAUAACAAACGGAUUGGACAGUUCGACGGCCUUUCAGAUUGUUUCUUGUCUUCAGCAACUGGCACAUUUAACUGAUGCCACUAUAUUGGUUUCACUUCUUCAGCCCACGCCAGAAACAUUUGAUCUUUUUGAUGACCUUAUUCUGAUGGCUGAAGGGAAAAUUGUGUACCAAGGCCCUCGUGAUCAAGCUCUGAAGUUUUUUGAGGAUUGUGGAUUCAGGUGUCCCGAAAGAAAAGGGGUUGCCGAUUUCCUCCAAGAGGUUAUUUCUAGAAAAGACCAAGCACAAUAUUGGCAGCAUCCCGAGCUACUGUACAGUUAUAUAUCAAACGAUAUGUUCUGUAGUAAGUUCAAGGAAUCUAAUAGUGGGAUGAAGCUAGAUCAGGAGCUUUCAGACACAUUUGAUAGGUCCAAAAGCCACAAAAAUGCUCUUUCUUUGAAUGUAUACUCUCUGUCCCGAUGGGAACUUCUUAGAGCAUGCAUGGCGAGGGAACUUCUUCUCAUGAGGAGAAAUUCAUUUCUCUAUGUUUUCAAAACAGUACAGCUUAUUUUCAUUGCAUCUAUCACGAUGACUGUAUUCUUGCGGACUCGGAUGGGAAUAGAUGUUUUUCAUGCCAACUACUAUAUGGGCUCUCUGUUUUACGCGCUAGUCAUACUCCUCGUUGAUGGAAUACCAGAAUCGGCAUUGACUGUUGCAAGGCUUGCAGUUUUCUAUAAACAAAAGGAGCUGUACUUUUACCCUGCUUGGGCUUAUGCAAUUCCAGCAUCUAUACUGAAACUUCCUCUUUCACUGCUGGAAUCUGUGGUUUGGACAUCGCUUACAUAUUAUGUGAUUGGAUAUAGUCCUGAGGCAGGCAGGUUCUUCCGCCAACUAAUACUUUUGUUCUCUGUGCACCUGUCCUCAAUAUCCAUGUACCGUUUUCUCGCCUCAAUCUUUCAAACUGUGGUUGCUUCCACCACAGCUGGUAGUUUUGCAAUUCUGAUAGUGAUGCUAUUUGGCGGUUUCAUCAUCCCGAAAUCCUCUAUGCCUGCGUGGUUGAAGUGGGGUUUCUGGAUCUCUCCAAUAUCAUAUGGAGAAAUCGGACUUUCUGUUAAUGAAUUUGAUGCUCCACGAUGGAAAAAGAUAUUGUCUGGAAACACUACAAUUGGGCAAGCAACCCUUGCAAGCCGAGGACUAAACUUUGAUGGGUAUCUAUUUUGGGUAUCAGUUGGUGCCUUAUUGGGGUUUACCUUACUGUUCAACAUCGGUUUCACUUUGGCCUUAAGUUUCUUGAAGCCUCCGGGAUCAUCACGUGCUAUUAUUUCACGUGAGAAAUACUUGCAUAUACAUAAAACUGAAGAUUCUCAUGACAGCAUAAAGCAUGGAGAGCCAAAGAAAGUUUCUGCUGGACCUGUGCAAUCAAGAAAUGGUCAAGUCCUUAAUUCUCCCGUUUGCAAUUAUAUUCGCACACCAAUUAGCUUUGAUGUUCCUUCAACCAUCAUUAAAAUUGGCUUUUUUACUGCACAAACAGGCAGGAUGGUUUUACCUUUCACACCAUUGACAAUCGUGUUUAAAGAUGUUCAAUACUACAUAGACACUCCUGUGGAAAUGAGAGAACGAGGGUUUGAACAGAAAAGACUGCAGCUUCUCUCUGAUGUCACAGGCGCAUUCAGACCUGGUGUUCUUACCGCAUUGAUGGGUGUGAGCGGAGCUGGGAAAACCACUCUUAUGGAUGUCCUUUCUGGGAGAAAAACUACCGGCUAUAUUGAAGGAGAAAUAAAAGUUGGUGGCUAUCCCAAAAUUCAAGAAACAUUUGCAAGAAUCUGUGGUUACUGCGAGCAAACGGACAUACAUUCCCCACAAAUCACUGUGAAAGAGUCUCUUAUAUUUUCUGCUUGGCUUCGUUUAGAUCCUCAGAUUGACUCAAAACGUAAAAUAGAAUUUGUCAAUGAAGUCCUGGAGACUAUCGAGCUUGAUGGAAUAAAAGAUUCUUUGGUGGGCAUACCUGGUGUUAGUGGUCUAUCCACGGAGCAACGGAAAAGACUCACGAUCGCUGUAGAACUUGUUGCAAAUCCUUCCAUAAUCUUUAUGGAUGAGCCUACAACGGGUCUUGAUGCUAGAGCUGCUGCGAUUGUCAUGCGAGCAGUGAAGAAUAUAGUUGAUACAGGAAGAACAAUAGUUUGCACCAUCCACCAACCCAGCAUUGACAUAUUUGAGGCUUUUGAUGAGUUGGUUUUAUUAAAAACUGGUGGACGGCUGAUUUAUUCAGGCCCCUUGGGACAUAACUCGACCAAGAUUAUAGAAUAUUUUGAGAGUAUUCCCGGGGUGCCAAAGAUUAAGAGCAACUACAAUCCAGCUACAUGGAUGCUAGAGGUGACUUCUACCUCGGCUGAAGCUGAACUUGGCAUUGAUUUUGCUCUAAUAUACAGAGACUCGGCAGUAUAUAAGACCAACAAAGAGCUUGUAAAGCAGUUGAGCACUCCGCCUAUCGGUUCUAGUGACUUGCACUUCUCCUCCCAAUUCUCACAGAACUGGUGGGGACAAUUCAAAUCAUGUCUCUGGAAGCAGUACUUGUCCUAUUGGAGAAGUCCUUCUUACAACUUGAUGCGUACCCUCCACACAUUUGCUGCGUCUUUUCUCUUCGGGGUACUGUUCUGGAACCAAGGGAAGAAACUAAACAACCAGCAGAACUUAUUCAACAUACUUGGUGCGAUGUAUAUAGCCGUGAUCUUCUUGGGCAUAAACAACUGUUCAUCAGUACUCCAGUAUGUUGCUAUGGCACGGACCGUCAUGUAUCGUGAGAGAUUCGCAGGGAUGUACUCUUCUUGGGCUUUUUCACUAGCACAGGUUGUUGUUGAGAUACCAUAUAUACUGGUUCAAGUAAUUUCAUUUGUUAUCAUCACAUAUCCGAUGAUUGGUUAUUUCGGGUCAGCAUACAAGAUUUUCUGGUACUCCUAUGUCAUGUUCUGCUCAUUGCUGUCAUUCAAUUACCUGGGAAUGCUGCUCGUGUCCCUAACACCAAAUUUCAUGGUGGCUGCAAUACUACAAUCUGCCUUCUACACAAGUUUUAAUCUUUUUGCUGGGUUUUUGAUCCCAAAACCGAAAAUUCCAAAAUGGUGGAUCUGGUUGUAUUAUGCGUGUCCAACAUCAUGGGCACUUAACGGUAUAUUAACUUCGCAGUAUGGAGAUAUUGAUAAGGAAAUAAUGGUGUUUGGAGAAACCAAAACUGUGGCGGCCUUCUUGAAGGAUUAUUUCGGAUUUCACCACGAUCAAUUGUAUGUUGUGGCCAUCGUCCUCACUGCCUUUCCCUUUGUUCUAGCAACUCUUUUCGCAUACUGUAUAGGGCACUUCAACUUCCAGAGAAGGUGACAUCAUAGUUCUCUGUUAGUAUUACAGUGAAAAAUCUAGUUGUACAACCAUCAAAACUAGCCAAAUAAAGUGAAUAAGUUCUUGUGACCAUGGAACGGCCUCAUUCAAACGUUUAGUAUUCUGUAUUUAGAACUGUAGUUGUUGCAG
Messenger RNA from Rhodamnia argentea, 4605 nucleotides. RefSeq names its product pleiotropic drug resistance protein 3-like. NCBI's taxonomy places the organism in Eukaryota, Viridiplantae, Streptophyta, Magnoliopsida, Myrtales, Myrtaceae. The record is from RefSeq and is a predicted model, not a curated record. Bases 4 to 4458 code for a protein of 1484 amino acids. Gene Ontology annotation, cellular component: membrane. The transcript is spliced from 23 exons. Gene Ontology annotation, molecular function: ATP hydrolysis activity; ABC-type transporter activity; ATP binding.